Molecule: messenger RNA, 2174 nt
Organism: Caretta caretta (loggerhead turtle)
Lineage: Eukaryota; Metazoa; Chordata; Testudines; Cheloniidae
Source: RefSeq, a predicted model, not a curated record
GCGUGGGGCUGAGGCUGGUGGCAGUGCCACGCGUGUUAUGAGUCCCGUCCUACGUGCAGCUCUGUCCCAUGGUGCUGGCUCCCCGGGUGGGGUCUAGCCCCAGAGACCCCAGGUUCAUGGGGAGCAGCUGAUCCUGUGUGAGGCCACGGCCAGCCCCUCUCCUCUCUUCUCCCCCAGGCUGCUGGAUGCAGAGGACGGUGGCAGUUGUCGGUGGUGGGAUCAGUGGCCUCACCGCCUGCUACCAGCUGGCCAGGAGCCCCAAUGCUCCCAAGAUAAUCCUGCUGGAGGGCAGUGGCCGCCUGGGGGGCUGGCUCCAUUCCACUCGAACUGAGGACGGGGCUGUAUUUGAGCAUGGCCCCAGGGGGAUCCGACCUGCUGGGACUGUGGGGAAGAACACUCUGCUCAUGGUCUCUGAACUUGGCCUGGAUGCAGAUGUGCUUCCAGUGCCCGGCGACCACCCGGCUUCCAAGAACCGCUACCUCUAUGUGAGCGGGGCGCUGCAUAGGCUGCCAUCCAGCAUUGGCGGUGUUCUGCGGACGGUGCCACCCUUCACCAGGCCCCUACUCUGGAGUGGACUGCAUGAGCUGGCAGCCCCCCGGGGCACCCAGUUGGAUGAGACCAUCCACAGCUUUGUGAGCCGCCGCUUUGGAAAGGAGCUGGCCGACAUCGCCAUCGACAGCCUGUGCCGGGGGGUGUUUGCUGGAGACUGCCGGGCCCUGAGCGUGCGCUCCUGCUUUCCUGCGCUGUUUGAGGCCGAGCGGAGGCGGCGCUCCGUCAUCCUGGGGAUGGCCCUGGGUGGAGGGAAGGGCCCCGCCCUGGACUCAGCACUGAGCCGCAGGGCCCGUGACGAGUGCUGGAGCCAGUGGUCGCUGCGUGGUGGCAUGGAGACACUGCCCGAGGCCCUGCAGGACUUCCUCAGACGGCAUGGGGUGGAAAUGCACUGCCAUGCCCGUUUGCAGCGUCUGGAGAGAACGGCAGCUGAGUGCUGGCAGAUCACCCUGGAGGACGGCAGCGUGAGAGCAGACCAUGUGAUCAGUGCCAUCCCGGCCAGAGCUCUAGCGGUGCUGCUCCCCAGCUGGGCCGAGCCGUUGGCCCAGGAGCUGCGUGGCAUCGAGGCCGUGUCGGUGGGUGUGGUGAACCUGCAGUACAACGGUGCCACGCUGCCCAUCACGGGGUUCGGGCACCUGGUCCCCUCAUUCGAAGAUCGCUCCCUGCUGGGCAUAGUCUACGACUCGAUCGCCUUCCCGGAGCAGAAUGGCACCAGUGGUCCUUCUGUCCGGCUCACGGUGAUGCUGGGAGGUGCGUGGUUCGAAGAGGGCUUUGGGGACCCAGAGAUGGUGCCAGAGGCAAGGCUGCUGAGCCGUGCCAAGGAGGCAGUGAGGGCACACCUGGGCCUGGCAGCUGAGCCCUCCUGCACAAUUGUCAAGGUGCUCAAGGCCUGCAUCCCCCAGUACACGCUCGGCCACUGGCAGAGGACAGAGACCAUCAGCCGUUACCUGGAGCGGGAAGGACUGCCACUGAGCCUGAUUGGGGCCUCCUACCAGGGUGUCUCUGUGAACGACUGUAUCUACAAUGCCAAGAUGGCGGUCACCCGGCUCCUGGACCAGGCCCAGUGAUCUGCCACCAGGCACCCACCACUUACACUAACUCUGCUUCAAGUGGAGCCCCUGGCCAGACAACGGGCUCUCAGUGUGAGGAGAGGCUGCCUCCUGAGGGCUGGAUUCCUGCCUCAGGUGGGUGGGGCUGGGGGUGUCCUGCUGGGGGCCACCUUGCAAUAGAGGGUCACCACCAGAAGCAGUGAGAAGAUACUGAUUUGGGGUGAGUGCUGACACGCCGCCGAAGUACUGGGCAUACGGGAGGCUGAAGGAGAGAAGAGGAGGGUGACUGAGAUGGCUUGAGAAAGGAUCCUGGCUCAGAGACUACCCCCAGCAGCCACGCCCUGGGUGCCAGGAUUCCCUUGAUUAUCACUACAAAAGGUUCCCCCCCCACUCUCCUGCUGGUAAUAGCUCACCUUACCUGAUCACUCUCGUUACAGUGUGUAUGGUAACACCCAUUGUUUCAUGUUCUCUGUAUAUAUAAAUCUCCCCACUGUAUUUUCCACUGCAUGCAUCCGAUGAAGUGAGCUGUAGCUCACGAAAGCUUAUGCUCAAAUAAAUGUGUUCGUGUCUAAGGUG